UAAGCCUGAAUAAAAAUGUCUACUUCAAUUGCUGCCUUGCCGGCAUAUAAGACCACAAAGGUAAACAGAACGAAGGCAAGAGCCGACAGAACAAUAUUUGGAACUACACUUGAUAACUCCAAUAAAGCGUCAAAAAUACUCAAAGACGAAGGAGCACAAUCAGAGGCCGAACGUCUUUUCGAGGAUCGUUACAAGAAGUGGAGAACACCGACCCCCUCAAAGCAGGCGUUAUUCAAUGUCGCGUGGGGUAUCAAGGAUUAUUCACAACCCGAAAUAGGUGAAGAAUUUGCAAGAGGCUACAGUCGAGCGAGUUCUUACAGCAGAAUCAGCAGCGUUGAAUUAAAUCUCGGUGACAAGUUAGAUGAGCCCGAAACCAAUGAACCAGAUUCCAACAAAAAAGCAAUCCCACAACCGAACCUAGUUGCUUAUAAGAAUCUUUACGGAGUAUACAACGUUUCAACUGAAAAGCACAGACCCGAUAGCACCCCAACAGAUUGCAAACCAAGUCUAGGUAACACAAAAACGAAAAAAACAAAAGGAUUCGCUGACGAAAAUCAAAUUUCCCGGCGCUCGACUACACCAUAUAACCGCCGCAGAAGAGCAUCGAGAAUGAAUUCACGGAAUUUGGAAGAGGAGCUUUCAAAAUAUCCAAGAAAGUAUUCCUCGGCAUCAGGAAAAGUUGUCCACGUACCAAAAUUUCACUUUCCAGGUCAACGAAAUCAUAUGAGAACAGCCAGUCUUAAAAUAACUGAAACUGGUGCUAAGGAUCUGAUAAAUGCCGGAUCAAUAAAUAAGUUGGGACUAGGCAACACUCUCCAGUACAACCAUGAAUCUUUCAAGAAAAGGGAGACGCCCGGCCAAUAUCGAGACCAUGGAAACGUAUUUUCACUCGGGCAGCGAGGAAAUACUGUUACCACAAACCGAGAAGUUACAGGACCGGGGGGAUUUUACAAGAUGAGCACUCCCGAAAGAACUUUCAAUGAUAGGCAUUCCACUAAAAGUGAUGGUGGAACCGUGUAUUCAGUACCAUAUGACCCGUCAUCCGAUGUUCGGCGAACCUACGACGCAGCAAGACGAAAUACAAAACCCAAGAGACAACAAAAACCUCCCGAACAGCCACCAGUACACAUAGAUGAAGCUAUACCAUUGAACAUCAUGCACAAAUUUGGUGCAGAUCAAGUCAAAAGCCUACUUAAAGGAAGCGAAUAUGAGGUGAGAAUGGCACUUGAGAAAGCAAAGAAAUCGGAUUUAUCCCAUGCAGGUAUGGUUCCACCCAGGAUUGACGUCCCAGAACUCAAUCACCCAAUUAACCCACCGACUAAGUACUACACAAAUUUCGGGCAAAGCUUGAAAUAUGAUAAAUUUGAAGGUGGACUUCAUUUGUACAUAAACUGAAGAAUCAAUGCAACAAUAAUUCGAAUUCUCCCAGAAUGAAAAAUCUAUAUAUUUCAAAUGAAUGUUAAAAUGUACUGCGAAUUUUAGAUUACCAAAGCAACAAACAGUGCUCUUUU
Styela clava is the source of this 1511-nucleotide messenger RNA. RefSeq lists its product as uncharacterized. The record is from RefSeq and is a predicted model, not a curated record. NCBI's taxonomy places the organism in Eukaryota, Metazoa, Chordata, Ascidiacea, Stolidobranchia, Styelidae.